AGAUGCAAUAUCUGUUUAGCCUUUUUGUUUAACAUUUUUUGCCUAUUUACAUCACCUGUGUUGACAUGAGCAGUAAAAACAGGAAUUUACCGAUAAUAAGAAUACCAAUGGCCCUCUACAGGAUUUUGUUUUUGCAGUAAAGCAAAGAUGCAGAAGGAACCCAAAUUCAUAUUGAAGUGUUUCUGUGGUAUGUAUGUAAAGGAUUCUCAGAAAAAAGUGCUCUGUGCGCUACCACAUGUGUUUUCUGUAGCUGAGUGAAAGUCAGCAUUUGUCUUCCCUGGUGAAUUAGAACAGGCCCAAUUGCUGCGCUGAUGUCCAGACAUUAAAUCCUGAACAUAGCUCAGGAUUAGAAGUAACCAGAGUAACGGUUAGUACUGACUCAAAGACAGACCUGUGUCCAGAUCUUUGCGUUCGAGCCGGACCUGUGACCACCGUACCUGUGACGCGGUUGUUCUAUCUACUGUACUGUUUUGCGUCUCCAGACACACAUGCACAUGCUGUUGUGCCAUGUUGAAUAUUUCAUGUUGUAAUAAUGUUAUUGAUCAGUAACUGGAGGCUGAUGUCAAGCCUUCAUCUUCAGCCUCCUGUGUAAAUGUAUAAAUCUAUUUUUUGUAUGUAAGCCUUUCCAAUGAUGAGGAGAAGAUAGUUAUUUUUAUAUAUUGCUAAGGAUGUUUUGUAAGUAUUUUAUACUUUUGAUAUGGUUCUCUGUAAAACAAGAGUAUUAUGUAAAUAUAGUUCUUUAGAAACAAGCUGGUUGUUUGUGAUUUGUUCCUACAGUUGCCUGAGACAAUAAAAACUGUUUAGAAAAGAUAUUUAAAAUAUAUCUGGGGAAAAUGGCAUUAAAUUCUGGGGGGGGAGAUCCAGUAAUACCAUGAUAAACAAUGAGGAUCUGAGGAUAAAAUUGUCUAUACCAAUGUGUCUAUACCAUAUUUGUUCUGGUGUUUUACAAUCACAUCCAUACCCAGGGCUGUGUUUUAUAAGCAAAUAGGUUGGUUCAUCUCAUAUAACAUGUAAUAAUAUUUGAUUAAAAAUUUUAAUAUAGGUAAUGACAGGUUUUUCUGAACUUCAACCUGGUUAACAGGUAAGUCACUGACUCACCAUGUUCAACAGUUUGGUUACCUGUGCUCCACCCCUUGUUGGGGUGUGUGCAGAACGUUUUGUGAGUGUGAUGCUAUGUUUUCUGUCAGGUGUGUCUGUUUCGUCUGUGGCUCUGACUCAUCAAGAUCCCUGCAGAAAUGUUGGGUGAUGCUCUCGGCCUCGCUGCAGUUACUGUCCUGGCUGUCUUGGAGCAAGCCUAUUUCUCAAUGCAGGUUAUUUAUGCCAGGAGGAAGUACUCUGUAUCACCACCAGUUACGACCGGUCCACCAGAGUUUGAUAGAGUCUUCAGAGCUCAGGUAAACUGCUCAGAAUAUUUCCCAAUCUUCAUCACCCUGCUGUGGAUUUCUGGAAUCUUCUUCAGUCAAGCUCUCUCCUCCCUCUGUGGUCUUCUUUAUUUAUAUGCACGCCUACGUUACUUUAUUGGAUAUUCGCAAUCAUCACAUGGACGUUUGGGUCCGAUUUAUUUAAGUGGUACCUUUCUCUGGAUUCUUAUUGGCUUCUCAUGUCUUGGCAUUGUCAUCUCAUUCAUCCGAGUUUACGUUGGCGUGGACAUUCCACUGGAGAUCGGUAUACCCUUGGCCUUGUCUCAGAGCUCUGCAAGAUUCUGAGGUCAUGGAGAGAGAACAUGUGAAUAAAAGUAACGUCUGCAUCACUGGAGUUUUGUACAGUGAAAUAUGCAGAGUUAUGUCAUGAGUUUAAGAGUUUGUUAGCUUUUACCUGCUUCAUUGGCUAAAACAUGUUCUUUUGUUUUAAGACUGUUGAAAAAGACAUACUGUAGUUUUAAUGAUCAGUUAGCACAAAGCCUCGCCAUCGGAUUUUGAUAAUGAAAGAUUGAUUAAAUAAAAAAAUAUAUAUACUAAAACGUUACUUCAGCCUGCUGUGUGCUUGUUUCAACAACAGGUGGCA
Cynoglossus semilaevis (tongue sole) is the source of this 2004-nucleotide messenger RNA. RefSeq names its product leukotriene C4 synthase (gene ltc4s). Lineage: Eukaryota; Metazoa; Chordata; Actinopteri; Pleuronectiformes; Cynoglossidae. Gene Ontology annotation, cellular component: membrane; nuclear envelope; endoplasmic reticulum. The transcript is spliced from 5 exons. Gene Ontology annotation, molecular function: glutathione transferase activity; glutathione peroxidase activity; leukotriene-C4 synthase activity. The record is from RefSeq and is a predicted model, not a curated record. Gene Ontology annotation, biological process: leukotriene biosynthetic process. Bases 1236 to 1706 code for a protein of 156 amino acids.